Oncorhynchus gorbuscha (pink salmon) is the source of this 3755-nucleotide messenger RNA. It is a transcript of the gene st8sia5, whose product is annotated as ST8 alpha-N-acetyl-neuraminide alpha-2,8-sialyltransferase 5. Gene Ontology annotation, biological process: N-glycan processing; oligosaccharide metabolic process. The coding region runs from base 448 to 1695 and encodes 415 amino acids. NCBI's taxonomy places the organism in Eukaryota, Metazoa, Chordata, Actinopteri, Salmoniformes, Salmonidae. The transcript has 8 exons. The record is from RefSeq and is a predicted model, not a curated record. Gene Ontology annotation, molecular function: alpha-N-acetylneuraminate alpha-2,8-sialyltransferase activity.
CUGAAUAACCGGGCGUGGUUUUUGCUUAACUGCGUUGGGCAAAAGAAAGAAUUCCAUCCAUCUGCAUUGCCUUCCAUUGUCUGUCCAGCCUCUCGAUCGAGCGCACCUCCCACUCGAGAGGUUAUCGCCCUGAUCUCAAAGAAAUGUCAGGCAUUUUUGACGAAACAUUUCAUGUUUUGUGUUCCAUCAGCCUUGCAAAAUACCAGAAUAUUUGUAUUCUACAAUUUCUAACCAAAUCACUUUCCGUCCGGAAUCGUAGCCUAUAUUUCUAUGAUUUAUAUAGGCCAAUGAGAUCAAUGCUGUGACCGCAGCGAAGGAUAGGUUAGUAAACAUAUCAUAAAGACAUUUGGACAAUGUCCUCACGAAUGCUUUCAUGAUAAACCUGUGUGAUUGAUUCUGAAUGCUGCGCCGAGAGAAGGCUAAUUCUGGAGUUUUGGGCAACAGUGGAUGCUGCGCCGAAGAAUGGGAUACUCCGACCCUACGUCGGGUAGAGAUUUACUCGGCAAUAGGUCGCUUUGUUUUAUAUUCAUUUGCGCAUUUGGACUGGUUACACUUUUACAACAGAUUCUUUAUGGCAAAAACUACAUUAAAAGUGCGCAACAGUUUAGCCGACUCAAAGGAGACGAGACAGGAAAUUGGACCGGCCCUGUUAAUUUCUCGGAUGAUGGAUCUCUGAAGCCUGCCAGAAAUGGGAAGAAAAGGUAUCUGGAUUCAUACGAUGGAUCCUAUGACUACAACUCCACUGCAUGUAAAGAGCUCAGACAGGAGAUUAUGGAUGUCAAAGUCCUGACCAUGGUGAAGACGUCGGAGCUGUUUGAGAGAUGGAGGAACCUGCAGGUGUGCAAGUGGCAGCAGAACAUGGUGGAGACUAACAACUUCAAGAUGUCUCUGUCGCGUUGCUGUAAUGCACCUUCCUUCUUGUUCACCACCAAGAGGAACACCCCAGCAGGCACCAAGCUGAGGUAUGAGGUGGACACCAGUGGCAUCCUGCCCAUCACUACUGAGGUCUUCAAGAUGUUCCCCCACGACAUGCCGUACUCCAAGUCCCAGUUCAAGAAAUGUGCUGUUGUUGGAAACGGAGGAAUCAUCAAGAACAGCAAAUGUGGGAAGGAAAUUGACUCAGCAGAUUUUGUGUUUAGAUGCAACAUACCACCCAUCAGCGAGAAGUAUUCUGCUGAUGUAGGCUCCAAAACAGAUCUGGUGACGAUUAAUCCAAGUAUUAUAACAGAGAGGUUCCAGAAGCUAGAGAAGUGGCGGCGGCCAUUUUAUGAGGUUCUUCAGAACUAUGAGAACUCGUCGGUGGUCCUACCCGCCUUCUACAACACGCGUAACACUGAUGUCUCCUUCCGGGUAAAGUACAUGCUGGACGACUUUGACUCCCAGAGGGGUGUGUUCUUCUUCCAUCCUCAGUACCUGCUCAACGUCCAGCGCUUCUGGGGUGUCCAGGGUGUCCGCGCCAAACGCCUCAGCAGCGGCCUGAUGCUGGUCACCGCCGCCAUGGAACUGUGCGAGGAGGUCCACCUCUACGGCUUCUGGGCAUUUCCCAUGAACCCCUCAGGCAUCUUCAUCACGCACCAUUACUACGACAACGUCAAGCCCCGCCCCGGGUUCCACGCUAUGCCCCACGAGAUCUUUAACUUCCUGCACAUGCACACGCGAGGCAUCCUCCAUGUACACUCGGGAGCCUGCACGUGAUUGUGAACCAGAGUCACGCCCACACCGCAAUGUAUCGUGGGGAGUCACCAUUUGUUUUUGUCUGUUGUCUGUCACCAUCUGUUUUUGUCUGUUGUACAUUUUUCAUAUCUUAAUUGAAAGGUACAAUAUUUUUUAUCUUACAGUUGACAAGAGCCUUUUAAACUCACGCCGUAUAUCUGGGGGCUCUACAGUAGCUCCAUGAAUUGGAGGUUGCUUGCUUUAAUGCAAACACUGUCUACUUAAUGUGUUUCUUACUCUCUUGCUGAAUAAGCAACUCCAAUGACCGCCGGUAUUUCUGAUUCUGUUAAUGUAGGUUGCUUGUUUUAAUGUAAAGUGGUCUUUCCGAGUGAUGUCGUUUUUGUGAAAUCUUAGUGGCUCGGUGGUACUACUGCUGUACAGAUUUGAACUCAACGUUGCACAAGUAUUUACACUGAUAUAGGGCCACUCUGUGUCCCUCACCUCCUCCUGUACCUUGUCUUUGCCACUUCCUGUGUUAUGAUUCCCACCCAUCUAUGUGCUAUCUUUCUCAGACACUGUGGGUGAGGCAGCUUUUAUGUAUGUCUGUGUAAGAAGCCUGAAUACUAUUGAUGUUGUAGCAAAUCCAAAAUAUAUCUUCAAAGAUCCAACAGUUCAACUUUCUGUUGUCCAGCUACAUUAACCUGUUUUACAGGGGUAAAUAUUUCAUAUAAAACACUGUUAACACUCCUGACCAGAGAUUACCUUUUUCACAGGUCCACUUUCUUCUGUAUAACUAACUUGCCAAACGCUGGAAUAUAUCCUUGGAUAUUAUUGAUGUGAAAUGGUGGUGUUUUAAUUGCUGGCUGUUUUUGGACCAAGGCCAGAUGAUGAAUAUUUUCUAAUCUACACCACCAUAGUAAAAUCUCUGACCUCCAGAACAGACAGUCCUAGUCACUCUGCAUGGCCAGGAGUGUUUCCUCACCUUGGGACCUGACUGGGAACAUUCUAGGUCCUAGUUGUAGCCUAUAUUAUGUUAUGGCCUGUAACUAGGGCUUUGAGGUUUUCCUGGUCAGGUCACAUAGUCAGAGAACGAUACCCUGGCCCUAGUUAUUGGGUACUUUUGAGCAAUCUGAUUUGUCUCUGUCAUUCAUGUCUUAAAACCACGCUGCCUUACUGUACAAAUCCUCUCUCAGAUAUGCAAUUCAGCCCUGCAUCACUUCUCUAACGGAUGAUCACAUCAAACAAACGCUUGGUCUUACUGUCUGCUGACAGUGUAACCUCGUUAAGAAAAGGCUCACUUCUGCUGUUGAAAUGACUUCAUAUUCUAUAAUUACUGUAAAAUAGAAUACCAUUUGCAUACUCGUGAUGCUGUGCAUGAUGAUACUGUAUUAUUUGCUUUGUGUGUGCCUGCAACCACCACUGAAAUAUGUUUACAAUGAUCAGCUUCUGCUAAAGCUCCCAGUGCACUGCGAGAGAUGGAACCUUUUACAUCACCGAACCUUGAAUAGAUUUUAAAAGAGAAUUGAGUGAUGGAUGCACUUUUUCACAGAUGAUGGAAAGGAAUGACUAUUAUCGGCCCGUUUUGAAAUAAGAUAAUUAUUGUCACUGCAUCGUGUAAUUUUUCCCUUUGUGACAAUGUACCCUUGAAAGCAUUGUGGAUCUCGGCCUUGGAAUGCUGUAUGUUUCUAUUAAUAUUUAUUGUGUUUAACUGUGACAGAGAAGAGGAACGUUGCUGACUGAACUGAAAACAUAGGACCGUUCUUCUGUACAUGCAAUGCCCCAAAUUACCAUGAUAUUUAAAAGACAUUACUCCUAAAAAAUGUGGACGAUUCUUUCACCUGUAACUCAGUCACACAGAUUGUGUGUAAAAGAUAAAAUGCACAAGGUACAUUUAUUCAAUCUGUAUGAGCACAUUAUUAAACCUUUUCAGUUUGACUCAGAAUCACAAAAUAUCAUACAUUUUAUAGAGUAAAAAAAGAACUAAGUAGAAGAAUUGGUCUGAAAAUGAAUGGAUAGAAUGAAUACAGCUUGAACAGUGAUACAAAACCUAUAUUCUGGAUCAUCUUUAUAUUGUGUCUGUAAAUAAACUUGUUUGGCUUUUC